Molecule: messenger RNA, 933 nt
Organism: Myiozetetes cayanensis
Lineage: Eukaryota; Metazoa; Chordata; Aves; Passeriformes; Tyrannidae
Product: B-cell differentiation antigen CD72-like
Exons: 6
Coding region: 1-933 (310 amino acids)
Cellular component (GO): plasma membrane
Molecular function (GO): transmembrane signaling receptor activity
Source: RefSeq, a predicted model, not a curated record
AUGGCCCAGAACGUGGUCUAUGCUGACCUGAAGUUUGCUGAGGGGUCCCCAUCCACGGUCCCCGAUGAGGACGACAGCCCCUAUGAGAACGUGCUGCCAGGGCCAGUGACGGCAGUGCCCAGCCCAGAGCACUCUCCCCGGCGAUGGCACAUCCCCAAAGCGCUGCUGCCAGCCAGCCUGGUCCUGCUCCUGCUGCUGCUGGUGACCAUCGUGGCCCUGGGGGCUUGCUACUGGCAGGUCACCCGCAACCUGCAGGAAACCUCCCGCGACCACGAGGCCGAGCAGGGCCGCCUGUCACAGGAGCUGAGUGCUCGGGAGCAGAGCCUGGAGCAGGCACAGCUGGAGCUGGCAUGGGCCAGAGCGGAGCUGCAGCGAGCGUGGCGCGAGGGCAACAUCAGCCAACUGGAGCUGGAGAGCCGGAACACCGAGCUGGAGCACGUCAGGGGGGUCCUGGUCAAGACAGAGAAGGAGAUGCAGGAGGUGCAGGGGAAGCUCAACAACAGCGAGAGCACUGUGAGCAGCCUGUACGCCUGUGUGAAUACAGACUGCUGCCCCUCAGGCUGGGUGCUCUACAGGAGCAAGUGUCUCUUCAUCUCUGUGCAGAAGAUGAGCUGGCAGAACAGCAUAAAUGACUGCAAACAGAAAUCCGCUCAACUGCUGAUCCCAGAUGACUGGUUACAACUGACAGUGCCGCAUUUUGUGCAGGAGUCUGGUGAAUGGUACUGGAUUGGAUCAAGCACUUUUUAUGACACAAAGGGGGCUUCUAAAUGGCAGGACAGAAGUCAAACUUCGAGAACAUUCUGCAUGGCAAUACUAAAUGGAAAAGACAUGAAGUUUGUGCCAUGCUGGAGUCACUUUCAUUGGAUCUGUGAGAAAUCCCCAAAGCUGAGCAGCAUAUCUGAGACCCAACCUCCUCUCCUGGCCAAGGUGUGA